This is a messenger RNA of Anolis carolinensis (green anole), 4408 nucleotides long. RefSeq names its product tripartite motif-containing protein 10. Gene Ontology annotation, biological process: regulation of gene expression; protein ubiquitination; innate immune response. Gene Ontology annotation, cellular component: cytoplasm. The record is from RefSeq and is a predicted model, not a curated record. The coding region runs from base 110 to 1561 and encodes 483 amino acids. The transcript is spliced from 8 exons. Lineage: Eukaryota; Metazoa; Chordata; Lepidosauria; Squamata; Anolidae. Gene Ontology annotation, molecular function: zinc ion binding; ubiquitin protein ligase activity; protein binding.
AGAAACGAAACUUAAGACUGACAUUUUAAUAUUUGCUAAUCACAGAUAGGCAUCAAAAACGAAACUUCAGGCUGACAUUUCAAUUUUUGAUAAUCAGGGAUAGGCAAGCAUGGCAUUUGGAGGUCCCAAGAAACAGCUGUACAGUGAAACAAUUUGUUCUCUCUGCCUGAAUUUAUUCCAAGACCCAGUGCUAACCCAUUGUAGGCACAAUUUUUGUCGAGUUUGUAUAAUCCGGCACUGCCAGGAGUCUCCGGCGCCAGCUUUGUGUCCCCUGUGCAGAGCCACUGUCAAGUUGAGGAACUUGAGGCCAAACCAACAACUAGCAAACAUUGUGGAAACUAUCAGGAAAGCCAAGAGGGGGGAAAAGGCAGAGGGAAGAAUAGGAGUUUGUAAGAAAUUCUUCUGUAAGAAUGACCAAGUCCUGAUUUGUGUGGUGUGUGACACCUCCAUGGAGCACUGGGGACAUGAUGUGGUUCCCAUGGAGGAGGCUGCCCAAGAAUAUAAGGACAAGUUUGAGGCCCUCCAACAAUCUCUGGAGAAAAAGAGAACAACUGCCAUUGAGCGGAAAUUGGCUGAAGAGGAGAAGAAGCAAACAUUUCUGACACAGAUAAAGUUGGAGAAGGAUGAGAUCACGUCUGUUUUCAAGGAAAUGCAGAAAUUUAUUAAGGCAAAAGAACGCCUUUGGCUAGACCAGCUGGGAGAAAUGGAGAAAGAGACUGAGAAAAGCUGGGAAGAAAAUAUCACCAGUCUGACAAAGGAAAUUGGUCGUCUCAGUACAUUGAUCUCAGAGAUGGCGAAAAAGCGUCAGCAGCCACCAAUCAGAUUGCUGCAAGACAUUGGAAGUACUUUGAAAAGGUACCAGGAGGGACUACUGAGACAGGUGGUUGAGCUUUCUCCAAGGCCUGAAAAGAGACUUAGAAGUUACUCCCAGAAAAGGCCAGUUCUAUUAAAAGCCAUGGAAAAUUUUGAAGAGUUCCUGGAGGAAACAUUUCCCAAAGAUUCAGCAAAGGAAAUACAGAACAAAGUGAACGUGAUUUUGGAUCCAGACACAGCACAUCCCUUCCUCAUCCUGACUGAGGGUUUGACCAGUGUGAAAUGGGAGGACAGAUAUCAAGACCUGCCUGACUGGCAUACAAGAUUCAACCGGGAAUUCUGUGUGUUGGGCCAAGAGAGAUUUGCUUCAGGGAGACAUUGGUGGGAGGUGGAGGUGGAUGAGGAGAAGGGGGCAAUGUGGGCCCUGGGGGUCGCUCGAGAAUCUGUCAGGAGGAAGGGGAUUUUCAAAUUUACUCCUAAUGAAGGAAUCUGGGCUGUGGGGAAGAAGCCAUAUAACUCACCUUCACCUUGUCGGCUCUCCGUCUUAAAUUCCCCUGAGUGGGUCCCUUUAAACUUGAGCCAUGAACCCAGAAACAUCCGUGUGUCCCUGGAUUAUGAGGAAAGCCGGCUGGUAUUUUUUGAUGCGGAUACCAACAAGUUGAUCUUUGCUUUCUCUUCAGUUUCCUUCCAUGAUGAAAGGAUCCAACCCUUUUUCUGGGUGGGGUCAGGGGUCCGGUUGAACCUCUGAAUAGUGAGGAUAAUCUGUGUCAUUGUCACUCUCUUUCUCCUUCAAAUUCAGCUCUGUAUCCUAUGCAUCAACAAUUAUUUAACUGUGUAGAUUCAGAUUCAUAUUUUCCUUUUUUAAACUUUUGCAGAUGUGAUUAUUCAUGGAUGUGAAUCAAAUGUUUUCUCUAGGAACCUUUAGGUCUGCCAGUGUGACUAUAUGAGCAAAGUCUUCUGGUUAGGUUCGAGUAUCUAGAGCAGGGGUCCCCAAACUAAGGUCCAGGGGCCGGAUGCAGCCCUCCAAGGUCAUUUACCUGGCCCCUGCCCUCAGUUUUAUAAUGUAAUAUUUUUAUAUCAGUUUUAAUAAUAUAAUAUUGUAUAUACAUAUAAUAUUGAUAGAAAUAUUACAAUGUAAUACUAAUAAUAAUACCAUAUAAUAAUAUUAAUUAUAUAUUAUAUGUAAUAUUACUAAUAAUAUUACAAUAUAGUGGUAUAAUUCAAUAUAGUAAUAUAUAAUGCUAAUAUUGUUCUAUGCUAAUAAUAUAAUAUAUUGUAUAUAGAUAUAAAUUGUAAGCCGCUCUGAGUCCCCUUCGGGGUGAGAAGGACAGGAUAUAAAUGUAGUAAAUAAAUAAAUAAUAAAUAAAUAAAUUUUGACUCGCCCAAAAUCUGAAAUGACUUGAAGGCACACAACAACAAUAAUCCUAAUUAACUUGACUAUCUUGUUGGCCAGAAGCAGGUCCACACUUCCCAUUGAAAUCCUGAUCAGUUUGAGUUGGUUAAAAUUGUUUUUAUUUUUAAAUAUUGUAUUUUUCUUUCGUUGUUGUUGUAUGCAUAGGAAUUUGUUCAUUUUUUUUCUUCAAAUGAUCAUUCGGCCCCUCAACAGUCUGAAGGAUUGGGGACCGGCCCUCUACUUUAAAAGUUUGAGGACCGCUGAUCUAGAGAUUUCUAGAGAGAACACCUUUCUAAGAAUCUCUAGGUCCUCAAAUGCCAUUCUGUGGUCAGCUUCCAGUGGAACCAAAACAUACCUAGAAGGAUGCUCUCUUGAUACAAAAAAUACCAAUGUCUUUGUCUGCACUGUUUCACUUUCACAGGGUUCCUGUGCCCCUAACCCAGGCAUGGGCAAACUUUGGCCCUCCAGGUGUUUUGGACUUCAACUCCCACAAUUCCUAACAGCCUACCAGCUGUUAGGAAUUGUGGGAUUUGAAGUCCAAAAUACCUGGGGGGGCGAAGUUUGCCCAUGCCUGCCCUAACCCCAGCAAAUGUGGAGGGUUGGCUGGAUGCCUAACACUUGACUAUUGCAUUUUAUCAUGCGUCUGAAGAAGUGCAUGGUACAAUAGUAAUAUCAUAUGAGUUCAUAUUAUGUGGUUUCACUUAUCCACAAAGACUACAUCCAUUGAUGAAGGCAAGUUGAGUGGGGGACCAGGCUGUGUGCAGUAGGGUCCUGAAAGCAGACUCUGCUUUGGGUGCCUCUCUCUGUCAAUAAAGGAGCUUGUCAUUGUGAAGAGAAGAGAUGUAAGUCAGGCUGUGCUUCUUCCACUGAGAGAGGAGUCCAUCUCCUUCCUCUGCAGAGAGAAACAACAGAAAUACCUGCUACGUUCCCCUUCCUGGUGGACAAAAACACAGUUGGGCUUUCACCACUUGUCUCAUUGUAGGCACCAAAUCUCAUCUAAACCGGGAAGCUAAGCAGGGUCAGUCCUAGUUAGUAUUUAGAUGAGCGGUCACCAACAAAGACUACAGUAGAAUCUCACUUAUCCAACAUAAAUGGGCUGGCAGAACGUUGGAUAAGCGAAUAUGUUGGAUAAUAUGGAGGGAUUAAGGAAAAACCUUAUUACACAUCAAAUUAGGUUAUGAUUUUACAAAUUAUGCACGAAAACAUCAUAUUAUACAACAAAUUUGAGAGAGAAAAGUAGCUCAAUACGCAGUAAUGCUAUGUAGUAAUUACUGUAUUUAUGAAUUUAGCACCAAAAUAUCACGAUGUAUUGAAAACAUUGACUACAAAAAUGCGUUGGAUAAUCCAUAACGUUGGCUAAGCGAGUCUUGGGUAAACAAGACUCUACUGUAGUUAUAUUUGAGGGGAAAAUGGCAAAACAAUUUCUGAGGAUUCCUUGAUUAAGGAAAACCCAUAACCUUCUCAGAGUUGUCAUAAGUUGACAUGCAAUUUUCUUGCGCACACAGAAAUGUACACAAAGUUCAAGUAGGUUAGUAGGUGAACAUCUCCCGGACCAGCACUUUCUCUGACAUUUUCUGACAGCUAGGCAAGAGCAGUAGGUGUACCAACAGCUACUAGCCACAUUAAACCCAGCCUCCAUGUUCAGAGACAGUAUGCCAGAUUGUGCCAUAGAUGGCUAAUGUUGAAAUACUGUUGGUGUGGUUCAUGGUGCCUCCAAAGUACUUUGUAUGUUACAAGUUAAUCUGCUCACAUUCCACCAAAAUGCCUGGGAUUCAGGGCUCCCAAAUGGCAAUUUGGCCAGCUAAGUGAGAUAAAAAGCAUCUUUUAAAAUGUUUGACUUUUGUUGUGAACAUCCAACUAAAAUUAAUUAUUUUAUUAGGCACAUUCCAUCAUCCACUCAUCAUACCAGCUUUUGGUUUCAUCUUUGUGAUUUAUUUACAUUUGUACUCUUGUUUAUGCCAAUGGACAAUACAUGGCUAUUUUGAUAGAUUUUAAAAGACAGUCAAUCACUUUUUUUGUUGUUUGAAAGGUCAAAUUACAUGCAUCGAGAAUAAGUUAGCAAAGCAAGUUGAUUUUACUGACAUUAUUGGAAAAAUUGUGUUGACUAAAGCUAAAACAUAUACUUUGACAUAAUGUUUGAUAUUGUGUUUAUUAUGUAAAUCCAUAUAGGUUUUUAAAAUAAAUAUAAAUGUUACAGUUGUG